UGGCCUUGAACAAAUGCAACAUGGUAAAUAUCGAGUGGCCCUUCAAUUUUUUGGAAGAUUUAAGAAUUUCUUGGAGACCAACAACUUAAAAGAUAAGGAAUGGGUUGAUGUUUCAAGGAGGUACAUCUUGUCCAUCAUUUCAAUAGAAUUGUCUAUUCCAACUUGUAACUCAGAAGAUACGAGGAUGCAGAAGCCCAAUUAGAAGAAAUAAUCAGACAAUUUUUGAGAUAAAAAGCUAAUUACGCCCUUGUGUAUUCUGCAUACAGUGAUCUAUUGACUCAUUGUUUGAAGUAUAACCUCAACAAGGCAAUCCUCUUGGGCAAGGCUUUAUUAAGCGAAAUGCAACGAGAAAAUGUACCCUUAGGGUAUUAGAAGCAAUUCCUGUAUUUCUUGGGAGUAUCAAAUUUAAUCACUAUUAAAAGACAGCCUAUUUAUUGAAGGAAAACUACACUGAUGCAAAAUCGAGAUUGAGAGAGUGUCUGGCUUCAGAUCCCUCCAAUCAAUUGAAAGGAUGGGCUUACAAUAGUUUGGCUGUGGCUUCAUGGUGGCACAAGUUCCCAAGUCUUAGAGAAUUUGUAAGUGAUGACGAAGAAGAGACAGGAUCUCAACAAAGUGAUAUUCCAGCAGAAAAUAUAGAUGCUGAUUUUGAGAAUGUGAUACCUCUAUUUAAAAAGUCAAUUUAUUACAUUGAGCAUUCAAACAAUCAAAUUAAAACAGGAUUGGAAUGGCUAUUGAAUGAAGAUCUUCUACCAUAAGAUAGAACCAAUCUAACCAAAACCUAAUUUAAGAGUUUGCAUGUUGGAAAACCAUUACUCAAUCUAAGUGAAUUUGUUUUGAAUAAGGCACCAUCUAAAAGGGCUGAAUUACAAUUUUGGUUGAAAACUACAAUCAAUUUUUAUGAGGAACAAGAUCCCACAAAUAUGGAUAGAUCUCUCUUAUUUUUAGCUUGGAUGUGCAGUACCAAUAAAUAUGUAUAAAAUUAUGAUGAAUUUUCAGUUUGAUAGAGCAGAAAGCAUGUAUAGAAUAGUGUUGUAAAUGCUUGAGAAUUCAGAUUCAUAUAACAAAGUAUUAUGUAUGCAAUUGCUUGGAAGUAUGUUGAAGAAGAUGCCCAAUAGAAGUGGCGAAGGAGAAUGUAAAUAGCAAUCAUAUUGUUAAUAUAGAACUCAUAAUCAAGGCUUAGCAGAUUGCGGAAGAAUUGCCCUACUGGUCCAAUAGAUAAGUACAUGUUAUUAUUCCUGAUUUUGAAAUCUGA
Molecule: messenger RNA, 1252 nt
Organism: Paramecium octaurelia
Lineage: Eukaryota; Ciliophora; Oligohymenophorea; Peniculida; Parameciidae
Source: the annotation of a GenBank genome assembly